AGCGCCGAUAACCUAACCCUCGCCGGAAAUUCUGUUCCUCUCUUCUAUACUCCCCGCCGGUACCAUCGGCAUAUUCCACUCAGCGUAUCUCAACGGCUGUAUUUUUUUGUUUUUCCGGCGGAUGCUGAACUCCGGCGAGCUCACCGCAAGGUUUUCUCUCUAGAUCUAACCGGUAGUUAUCGUGUUAUUUGUGAAGGAGGUGUGAGGACGUCUUUCUUGUAGCUUUAUGAAGACGAAGAUGGAGGUUUUUGAAGCGUUACCGACUUUAGGGGAGUCGAAAGUUGAGUAUGGUGCUGAUCAUGGAGGGAUGCUUCAAAUUCUAGCAUUUUGAGCCCUUGAUAUUAUCCUCCCAGUCUGCAGAUUUAUGGCAACUGAAAUGCAGAGAUUUGGGACAAGUGAAGAAGAGGAUGAAGAAAUGGGUUUGGAUGUUAAAGAAGAAGGUGAGAAUGAUGAAGAUGAUGACGAUAAGAACUCGACACCUCCAACAAUGGUGGGUGUUGAUGGAGGACUUCUUACAUCAAGCAGAAGCAAUAAUAGGUUUCAGCAUCAGCAGCAGUUUCAAGACCAGAUGACUCCACAAGGAGGUGGUCGAAGGUGUAGACCGAUAGAAGAAAAAGAGAGAACAAAGCUUCGUGAACGACAACGGAGGGCAAUUACGGCAAAGAUUUUGGCAGGCCUUAGAAGACAUGGGAACUACAAUCUUAGGGUUAGAGCUGAUAUUAACGACGUGAUUGCAGCCCUAGCGAGAGAAGCUGGUUGGGUUGUUCUUCCUGAUGGAACCACUUUUCCAUCAAGAUCACAGGGUGUGAGACCACCUGCUGGUGCAUCAAGUACACUGGCAACUUCAUCCACCUCACUGCCAUUGCAGCAGAGCCAAGCUGCUUCUUUAAGAGGCAUUUCUUCCGCCUGCCCAAUUAGGAUGGAUGAUGAGGCAUGCCAAAUGAAAGGUCUCUUUGUUCCUUCUUCUUCUGCUUAUGAUGUUUCAUCAAGCUCUCGGUCUCAGUCUUCUCAUAUGCUUGGAGUUGAAGUUGAUGGUCAGGAUGACCCUCUUAUAGGAGUUUCUGUAGAUACCGUUGGCGGCAGGCAGGUUGUUGACAUGCCUUCGAAGUUACAGGAACGCGAUUUUGCUGGUACUCCUUAUGUUCCUGUUUAUGUAUUGCUUCCUUUGGGAGCAAUUAAUUUGAAGUGUGAACUUGUUGAUCCUGACGGUCUUCUAAAGCAACUAAGGAUUUUGAAAUCAAUCAAUGUCGAUGGCAUAAUGGUUGAUUGUUGGUGGGGUAUAGUUGAAGCACAUGUGCCACAGGAGUAUAACUGGAAGGGAUAUAAAAGACUAUUUCAGAUGGUGCGCGAACUUAAACUUAAGUUACAGGUAGUAAUGUCUUUCCAUGAAUGUGGAGGAAAUGUCGGUGAUGAUGUUUGUAUACCUCUACCACAUUGGGUGGCUGAAAUUGGUCGGAGCAAUCCAGACAUAUUUUUCACAGAUAAAUCAGGAAGACGCAACCCAGAAUGUCUCUCAUGGGGGAUUGACAAGGAACGUGUUCUAAGAGGUCGAACUGCUUCAGAGGUUUACUUUGACUACAUGAGAAGCUUUCGGGUUGAAUUUGACGAGUUCUUUGUAGAUGGAGUCAUCUCGAUGAUUGAAAUUGGAUUGGGUCCAUGUGGGGAACUACGAUAUCCAUCUAAUCCUGUAAAGCAUGGUUGGAGAUAUCCAGGUGUUGGUGAAUUUCAGUGUUAUGAUCGAUAUAUGUUGAAGAGCCUGACCAAGGCAGCUGAAACAAGGGGACACUCAUUCUGGGCGAGAGGACCAGAAAAUGCAGGUUCCUACAAUUCUCGGCCGCAUGAAACCGGAUUCUUUUGUAAUGGAGGCGAUUAUGAUAGCUAUUAUGGCAGGUUCUUUCUCAAUUGGUAUUCUCAACUAUUGAUCAACCAUGGUGAUCGGGUGCUUUCUCUGGCCAAAUUUGCUUUUGAAGGAACUUUCAUUACCACAAAGGAGAGGCGGUUCUUGAAAUCCAUGCAUAGGCGAAGGCGGGAUCGUGUGAUGUGCAUUAUCAUUCAUACUAACCAAAUCCCAGUGGGAAAAACUCAGGUCAUAUAUUUAGUAUUUUUACUGUAAAUGUGAAUACAAAUGUAGAAAUCCAAGGCCAGAUGCAGAAAACAAAAAGGUCUCAUUUAAGGGUGCGUUUGAUACGUUGACGGGUCUGGACUAGACAAGACAAAAACGGGUGGGAAAAAGUGUGGUAUGCGUGAAAGAAUUGUGCGAAGUUCUAGGGUUUUAAUUUGAUAUGGGUUCUUCAGUAAUUUACCAAUUUUGUCAUGUUAUCCUGAAAAAAAAUGCUUUUUUGUCCCACUUGGUCGUGCCAGUCUAAGUUGCGCUAAACGUGGGAUAAUAAGUUUUUGUUUUGUUGUUUUACAUACCAAGCACACUACGUAGACGGGACAAGACUAGAGAUGAUGGGAUUGGUUAAGCAAGAGCUGACUGUGGUAGGCGGGUGAAAGAAUUGUUGAAGGUUUUAGGAUUUUGAUGCGACUUGAGUAGUUAAGUAGUUUACCAUCUUCCGGAUUUUUGGUCCACGUGUUUUAGUGGCUCAUGAAA
Molecule: messenger RNA, 2593 nt
Organism: Cynara cardunculus var. scolymus (artichoke)
Lineage: Eukaryota; Viridiplantae; Streptophyta; Magnoliopsida; Asterales; Asteraceae
Product: beta-amylase 7-like
Exons: 10
Coding region: 365-2113 (582 amino acids)
Biological process (GO): polysaccharide catabolic process
Molecular function (GO): beta-amylase activity
Source: RefSeq, a predicted model, not a curated record